AUGACGUUUGAUUGGUUAAAACAUUGUAACUGUGGAUCAGUAGAUUUGACUCAGCUUGCCAACAACGCUCUAUCCUUAAUUAACGUCGAACCUUACAUUCAGAGUAUUCAUGAAAUUACUCCUGAUUUCGUCUUUGACUUAGCAGUUGUCUUAUUUGGUAGCGAUAUUUUGCCUCGUCGUGGUCGCGCUGAGACCGAAUGUGUAGAAAACUUCGAGGCUAUUGUGUUCAAAUUGUCUGAAGAAAUAGGAGUGGACUUGGAUCACAUUGUACCAGAAGACCUUAUGGUUGGAGAACCCAGAGCAUUAUCGGAUUUUCUUGUCCUGCUAACCGCAUUUAUUGCCUACUGUCAUGAAUCGAACCUUUUGGAGCUCCAAAUAUCAGCGAAUGAGUCUUCCUCUGAGUGUUCAGGCCGCUUGAUUACUAACUCAAAAGUAAAUUCAAAGACAGAGAAAUUUCUAGAAUGCCAGCUAUCUACUUCUCCUGAAUUACCACGUCAUAGUGUGACUUGUGCACCCAUGUUUUCUACAUCCUUUCACCAAUCUGAUCGGUCUAUUGAUCAAAGUACACCAGUGAAGCGGACUCCAGCAUCUUUCCAAACUAGAAACCCUUAUCCACCCGUUGAUAAUGUCAAUUCAUUACUACAAAAAUCAAAUUUAUUUGCAGUCCAAUCGGAUAACUUGAAACCAAGUUAUCCUGUUUCUUCGUGUCUUUCCAAUUUCUUAGAGGUACAUACAGACACUUCACCUCCAGCAACACCAAAUGCAAUGAAUGGAUAUCUAGAAAUCGUCCAUUCUAAUUUAUCCGAUGCAGAUAUUCUACCUAGUUUAGAGAAUUCUUUGAAUAUGCAACAAUUUAUGCCUAGUUCUCCAGUUGAUGAAUUUAAGAAAUUAAAAAAUUCUGGCUCUCAUUUAACACGUUCACCUAAUAAGGAAUAUUUUGGAAGUAGAAAUUUUAUUUCUGCUGAAUCUACUGUGUUGGAUGAUCAGUCGUCAUUACAUGAACAUAAAGUGCAUCUUUCUGCAUCCUCAAAUAAUAUCAAUAACAGAAGUGUUUCAUCCUCUGUUGAAUUAAUUCAUAAGUCAAUUAGUGAUAAACAUGAUAGUUCAAGUAGUGGUCGUGGUCGUAGUUUAACAGUUACACAAACAGUUCCUUUUCAAUCUAAUACAUCACCUCCUUCAAGUCUUCUUGAAUUACAUACUUUUCCAGAUUCACGUAAUACAACUCAUAAUUAUCCUAUAGAGCAUAAUAAUUCCUAUCCUUCUCAGAAAUCUUUAAACAAACUUAUAUCUAAUGAGAAAAUCAAUAAUAGUUAUGAUUCUAUUCAUACAAGUAGUAUAUUAGCUUGGAACGAAGAAAAUGUUAAAUAUAAUAAGAAAAUAAAUAAAAAUGAAUUACAUGAUGGAUCAUUAGAUGAAUUAACUUCACUUUUAUCAACUAGUUUAAUAUCUGAUACAGAAAAAGUUUCAAAUGA
This is a messenger RNA of Schistosoma mattheei, 1472 nucleotides long. Lineage: Eukaryota; Metazoa; Platyhelminthes; Trematoda; Strigeidida; Schistosomatidae. The record is from the annotation of a GenBank genome assembly.